Messenger RNA from Cutaneotrichosporon cavernicola, 888 nucleotides. RefSeq lists its product as uncharacterized. The coding region runs from base 1 to 888 and encodes 295 amino acids. The record is from RefSeq and is a predicted model, not a curated record. The transcript has 5 exons. Lineage: Eukaryota; Fungi; Basidiomycota; Tremellomycetes; Trichosporonales; Trichosporonaceae.
AUGUCAGCGUUGCAUUCAGCAGUCACUACUGUAACGCACAACAUCCCGUGGAUCCUCAGCGAACCAGCCAUCGCCUUGAUCGGUCUGAAAUGUUACAACUCACUCGUUUACGACUUUAACAUCACCGACGUCGAGUGUCUCAAGUAUGCUCUAUCCAAGGGGCUGGGGUUUGGCAUUGUCCUCGGAGGUAGCAUUGUCAAGGUCCCACAGAUUAUGAAGAUUGUACGCUCCGGCUCAGCACGCGGUCUGUCGCUCUCAGCCUAUAUCCUCGAGACUGCUUCCUAUGCUAUCUCGCUGGCCUACGCUUCACGCUCGCGCUUCCCGUUCUCGACCUACGGCGAGAACUUCUUCAUCACCAUCCAGAACAUUAUCAUCACCCUGAUGAUCCUGCACUACAACAAACCCAAGGGCUCCACGUACGCCGGUCUUGGACGCUCUCUAUCAUCUUCACAUACCGCUACGCGCCGUAGAGUCGUGUUUGGCGCGGCCAUCAUCGCUGCUUCGUGCCUCUAUCUGUGGAACGAGACAUUAUGCCCCAUGUCGAUUCUUGCCAUACUGCAGGCCUGCACCAUCCCAUUGUCAUUACUCUCCAAGGCUCCCCAGAUUCUGGAAAACCACACCAACCGUUCAACAGGCAACCUGUCGGCGUUUGCAGUAUUCAGCGCGCUCUUGGGCUGCCUAGCGCGCCUCUUCACGACCAAGCAGGAGGUGAACGACCCGCUCAUUUUCUGGGGGUUUGCAGGUGCUGCACUGUUAAACUUCGUCCUCGUACUGCAGAUGCUCAUGUUCUGGCGGACCACAGACGAGCAAUUCGGCAGCAAGCACAAACUGUCGGGGGUCGCGAUUGCAGACCCAGGAUUUGGGUUAGCUGAGCGCAAGUUGGAUUGA